This is a messenger RNA of Alternaria ventricosa, 1089 nucleotides long. RefSeq lists its product as uncharacterized. The record is from RefSeq and is a predicted model, not a curated record. The transcript has a single exon. The coding region runs from base 1 to 1089 and encodes 362 amino acids. NCBI's taxonomy places the organism in Eukaryota, Fungi, Ascomycota, Dothideomycetes, Pleosporales, Pleosporaceae.
AUGGAACUGGUCGCAUUGUUGUUGCAGGUCUACAGCAAUGUACUUACACGAGAAGAGCGUGAAGAGCUGUCUUGGAUCAUACUACUCCUAACACACAACCAACACACUGGCCGGACCUUGACUCUUGCAAGUCUCGAUCGCAUGUUAUUCGAGACCUCGCUGACUGGCCGCACGGGCACCUCUCUCGGUGAAAGAAUACGCGACAACUUCACUCCUCUGUUUGAUCUCGAACAAGAGGAUGGGAUCUCUCUCAGUCAUCUCAAGGUCCACGAUCCUGCACGCGCUUUUGGGCUUACGUGCACACCUUCCACGACGACUGUUACUUUUGCGCAUCCAUCACUCACUGAGUAUUUUCUUCAACACCGCGACAAAUCUCUCAACGGGAGGGUGAAAGAUGCCCCGGUCUUCAACAGCGCUGAGCUACAUUUUCGUCUACUACAGCAAUGCUUUCUUAGUUUCGCUGAGCCUCAAAGCGAACCUUUGACCGAAGCGGCCGAAGCGUUUCGGAAGUACGCCGCUACUCACUGGUACACCCACCUCGCAGGCACUUUACCGAGUGACAAUGUCGAAGCCCUGAAUCUUUUGGAAGACGACCGUGAAGAGAUGUUAGGGCCUCUUAACCAUUUCUUCAAAGAUGAGAAUAUCGUGCAGCACUGGUGUCAGCACCUACCAGCAACAUUCUUUAGUAGAGCCAGAUCCGAAGAUGUGGGCGAGUUGAAAAGUCUUUGCUAUUACCACUCAGACCCAGAAGCGUUCGAGUUUAUCAAACUUUGCGCCUUCAUGGGCUCCAAGAAGUGGCAGGACUUCUGGCUACCAGUAGCAAAGGUGCACGCCAAGAAAGGACUACAUGGCGACUGGGAUCGAAACCACUCACUCCAGGUAAUCUUCCACAUCAAGCACCUCGUCGAUACAGAAGAUGCGGUCGCAGAUAUCCGAGGAGAGUUGUCUCAGCAAGAGAUGACUGAGGCUGCGGAAUGGACCGAGUUGGAGUCGAAGACAGAUCCGCCUGAAUUCACCUUGAAAGAAGAGAGCUCGGGUUUUGAAGAAGAGGAGACAUUGUCUUCUGAGGCGACUCAGAGUACCAUUUAG